Anopheles aquasalis is the source of this 5971-nucleotide messenger RNA. It is a transcript of the gene Sap130, whose product is annotated as Sin3A-associated protein 130. Gene Ontology annotation, biological process: negative regulation of transcription by RNA polymerase II. The record is from RefSeq and is a predicted model, not a curated record. Gene Ontology annotation, cellular component: Sin3-type complex. NCBI's taxonomy places the organism in Eukaryota, Metazoa, Arthropoda, Insecta, Diptera, Culicidae.
UCUUCGUGCGAAUCACAGAAAAGCAACGGAAAACGCGCUUCGGCAGGAAUUAUGAGUACACCGGAAGUGGCCACCAGUGCUGGUGGCGGUGCUAGUGGUGAAAAAUCGCUCGUGUCGGUUUCCGUUUCCUCGUCGUCGGUGUCCGCCUCAUCUUCGUCGGCCACGGUCUCGUCGGUCACGAGCGCUGCGGGAGGCAGCGGCGGUGGUGGCGGACUCGUUGGCAAAACCGUGUCAUCCGGGGGUGGUGCCAGCACGACGACGACCACGAUACCGAUCGAUCUGGCCGCGGCCUCCAAGGUGCUGGUACGCACCGAUAAAACCACCAUCCCGGGCGGGACCACCACGUACAGAUUCGGAUCGACAGCCACCGGCCAGAUGCGUGUCGUCAUACCGAGCAGCGUGUCCCAGCAAACCUACUAUCGCCAGCCGGCAAACAUUAAGCAAGAUGGAACCACAAAUCGAACACAAAUCAGUACGCUACCGGCAGGAAGUGCAAUCACCGCGGGAGCGACCGGUCGUACCGCGGUCACGGCGACCUCCGUUCCGUUGACCGUGUCCCGUGCCCAAAGCACAACGCCAACGACCGUCUCGUAUCAUGUCUCGAACCGGACCGUCCAAUCGGCAACACCGAUCGUGACGGCAAACCUGCCUCCGGGGGCCGCUGUCCGUGCCACGACCAUCAAUGGUCCCAUACGCAUCUCGACGCCCCCGAUCCAGGUGGCCAACAGUAACAGUGCCAGUGGUGGUGGUGUUACAGGUGGUGCAACAGUAGCCACAGCCGUCGGUAAUACGACAACCUACGUCCGGAUGCCACCGAAUGUGGUGCAAUCGCAGGUACGAAGUACGACUUCCGGUGCUACACCGACGGCCACGGCAACGACAACACUCGUGCAGAACUUUCAAAUGUCCGCCCAGCUGUUACGUGCCGCGGCAGGUGCUGGCGGUGGUGGUAUAACGGCGGGCACACUAACUGCCGCCGGAGUCACACCGAGGGCACGUGUGGUUACGCAAACCACCCUCCCUACCAGCCAUCAUCAGGUGGUUCAGGGCAGUGGCGCCAGCGGUACCCCAGUAGCCGUUGUGAACAGUUCCGCUGUGGCCAGUUCCGUCGGUGGUCAACUACAAACCGUGGCAGUGAGCAGUGGAAACGCCGCCGGUAACAGUAAUAACGCUGCAUCCGGUGCAUCUUCUGGCACCAGUUCCUCCCAGCAGCAUGCCUACGUAGCGGCACUAUCGAUGGGACCACGGCAAGUGUCUACGCUCGUCUACACGAACAACAGUGCCAGUGCCGGUCAGCAGCAGCAGCAACAGCAACAACAACAGCAGCAGCAGCAACCACAACAGUACACAAUCAGUAGUGGACCAAAUCAGCAACGGCUUACCCUGGCCACCACUCUCUCACCACAGCGUCCAACGACUGCAACCGUAAUCGGGGCAGCAGGCACCACCACGGGGACAAUCCGUCCCACGAUACAGCGACUCCCGACGACCGGUAUCCGGGUGAGCAACUUCCGUUCGCCCGUACUCGCCUCAACGACCGUGCUCACGACGAUCGCUUCGGGCAUUGGCGGUACCUCCGGGACGCUCACAAACACCCAGCAAAGCCAACGAACCACUGGCACGACAAACAUCUCGAAUGCCAUUCCGGCACGCAUCAUUCAAGUGCCGAAUCCGGCGGCCGCCGGUGGUACAACCGCAGGAACGGCCCAGAUCGUUAAUGGGCGCAUCCAGACGAAUCUACUGAACAUUCAGCCCCUGAUCGUAAGCAGCAGUAACGGCCGACAGACGGUGGUUGGUGGUGGUGGUGCUACACAGCAGCAACCGGCCGGGCUUACGAUCGCUCAGGUCACUGGCAAGCUCACACAAGUUGGAACAGCAAAUGUGGCAACAGCGGUGGCAGCCUCAACAGAUAGCGCAUCGAAUUCAACGACCACCACCACUCUGCAGACGGCAUCCGGGCAACAGAUUGUAGUCAGUACGACCGGUGGUAUGCCCGGUGUCGUACCAGUGGCCGCCAGUGGUGGUACACCGGCUACGAUCAUCACCGGCAAUCUCAUCGCCACCGGUGGAAGUGCAUCUGGUGGUAGUGGUGGUACAGGUGGUGUAUCCGUCAGUGCCGGCAGUCAUCAUGGAACGGGACAAAUUACGCAAAUUGUCAAUAUGAGUGCCCCGACGGUCGUAUCGGUGGCCAGUGGUGGAACACAGGUUGGUGCUGGUGCUGGUGGAACGGCUACCACGGUCAUACCAAUCCCGUUGGCCCUUACCGGAGCACGCAGCAUUCAGGGAGCCGCUGGUGCGACUGGCCAUAGUCCACUGAGCAUCGGAACGGUGGCUACAUCUCUCGCAGGAAUCGUGCGUACAACGGGUGGUGCAACAGCGGUCACUUCACUUGCAUCGGUGCUCCCGAUCGCCAAAGUAACCCCUCAGCAGCUGGUGGAAGGGGUCGGAGGUAGCACCGGUGCUGGUGGUGGUGGUGGCACACUACACUACUCCGUGGCCGCCAGUGGCAAUGGACCAUCGUUGUACAUUCAAACACGCCCUGGCAGUAAGAUUGCUGGGCCCGGUGGUGCUACGUUGAGUGUCGUAUCGUCCUCAGCACCAGGCGGCGGUGCCAGCGGUACAUCCGGUGUAAGCACGGCAGCAUCCGCAACCCCUUACGUGCCACCAUCAUCGUCCUCAUCGUUCUACUACGAACGGUUAACCUCAUCCCCGGCAGUAUCAUCAGCUGCGGCAGCGGCAGCCUCUGUCGCUGCAUCGAUUUCACUCGCCACCGGUGGUGGUGGUGGUGGUGGUAUUCCGGUAACGCUAUCCUCCGCAUCCUCGACCACGAUCACGACAACGAGUGGCGGGGGACCGGUCUUUUCGAUUUCUUCCACCUCGAGUGUCAUCAGCAGUAGCAACAGCAGUAGUGGCGGUGGUGGCGGUGGCGGCGGCGUUGUCGUUGGCACUACCGCAGCAUCAUCCAACAGUCAACAGGCGACAUCCGGAGGGCAUCCUACGGUUGUGUCUUCGUUGGCGCAGUACGGUGCCGGUGGAUCGUUUGCGAUCGUACAAGCCACCGGUGGAGCAGGAGGACAUAACGUUACGACUGGUGGUAGUGGUGGUGCCGGGACUGGCCGUGCAACACUCACGACUGGCCCUAUCCAUGGUCUUGUGCCAGCUUCACUGACGGGCGAUAGUGGUACGGGCGUUACCAGGAGCAUCGUUUCCGUGUCACGCGAUGCUUCGAUACGGUUCCAUCCGCAGCUACUGGUCGAUGCCAGUGGCCAAACGCAACAGAUCAUCGUCUCCAGUACAGCCGGAGGUGUCGGUAGUGCCGCGGGCUCAAGCGUCACUGGUGGCGCUAGUGGUGGUACGAUUGUUCCUUUGCUUUCGGUUGCUACCAGUAACAAUGCGGUCACAAUUGUUGGUGGUAACAACACCACCAAACAGCAACAGCAGCAGCAACAGGAAUCGCCACAGUCGAGCAUUCUGAGGAAACGGGCACUGGAGGGAACGCUUAAAACGAUCAGUACACCGGCCGCUGGAAGAGACCUUACGCAGGCACUGCUAGCGGUGGAAAAGGAACGAUCGGCACGGGAACAGCACGAACAGCAGCAACAGCUGCAGCAGUUACAGUUACUCCAGGCAAAUUCCUCCCAUGGCCAGCAGCAGCUUGAGCUGCGUGGUGAGAUUCUCGUCAGCACCUCUUCACCCCUGAUGGCAGCGUCCCCGGUACGGAGAGCAUCGAGUGAUGGUUCAACGACGGUCAGUGCCACGUCCAGCCCGGGGUUGGAUGAACAGGAGGAGGAAGAGAUGCGUGCGAUGGCCUACCGGAAUGCCUCAUCUCGGCUGACCGCUGAGGGACGCUUUAAACCGGUACAUGCAGCCGAUGAUCCAUCGUCAACGAUGCACUUUUCCGCCCAGCACCAUCAUCAGGUGCUCCAUCACGGUGCAUCAUCAUCGACGACGACGACCGCCGAUGGAAGCUACCAAACGGGCAUGGUUUCGAUGGCCAGCGGUAGCAACACCACGACGAUUUCCUCUUCCGGCAAUGGAAGCUAUGAGCAAUCGCCACGCAAAAAGGCCCGGAAACAGUUGCUACAACCACUGACGGAUUCCACUGCUGGUGGGACAGGAGGAACAGCUGCAGUAGGACCGCUGGCGAAAUCUGGAUCCUCCGCUUCCGCUACCGGGGGGAGUCUCACGACGACGGGGGGAGUCUCACAAAGCGUUCCACAGCAGCAUCAACUGUACGUCGAUCAUGUCGAUGGAGCUGUAUCGGGAAAUGCAACCGAAGCAAUGGAUACGAGUGGUUCCGGAAUUGUUCUCCUCAGUGCGCAGCAACAACCUGGCAAGCAUAACAGCACAGUGGCCAGUUCGAUGGGACAGAAGAUGGCAAACAGUAUGAAACUGCUGGAACCAGCAAGCUCUGGAGCAACGGUAACUGGACAGCAGCAGCAACAGCCACAACAACAACAACAACAACAAGAUCAUCAAUCUGGAGCAGCUGGGCCUGCAUCGAAACCGAUCGCGGUCUCGCGGAAGACCAAUAACGUUAGCUUACUGCAGUCGUACAAACAAACGUGGAAAGCGGCCAAUAAUCACUUCCAGCGGUAUACGGACGUGAAGCAGCGUGAGGAGCGGCGACCAACCGUCAUGGACAUCGCGAACCAAUCGCACAUUCUGCAGAAGGUGAACGGAUGGAAGAUUUAUCAUCUUAGCGCACAGAUCGAAGAUUUGUGUGAUUUGGAAUCUCAAGCGUAUGGAAAGCUGGGCCAGAUGUUGCGUACGAUGGAAGCUGCGACAGCGAGUGCCAGCAGCAGUAGUAGCAGUAGUAGUGGCAGUAGUAGUAGUAGUAGUAGUAGUAGUGGUGGUGCUAGUGGCAGCUCUUCCACAGGAACUUCACCGAAAUCCUCCACGUCCGAUCUCGAGCGUAUCAAUGAUUUGCUGAAGGGCAACAUGCAACGAAGCAAAAUCGUAAUCGACGGCAUCAAUGAGGCGCGCACGCAGAUAAUGAAAAUCUUUGAUCACAAACCGCGUGUCUCCGAUAUCAUACUGCGAUGUGCGUCGAAGCGGAACUUCAAGAAGCGGGAAAAAACGUAAAACCACCAACAAACACGCACAACAGGCGCUAGCUACUUCGAUGACCAUCGCGGCACCACGGGCGAUAAGAGACAAGGUGAUGACUGCAAGUAUGGCAUGGCAGAGCACCAGGAGAACUGCACUCCUGAGGAGUCGUAAUCGAUUGUAAAUAAUCUCCAGUACUUGUUGUAGAUUUAUUAGGCGUGUUGAGACAGUGCAACGUGAUUUUUGGGGGUUUUUUUUCCUGCGCUAGGUUUGUGUCAUAUUAGGGUAAGCGAGCAAGGAUCGGUGAUGCGUUCCGUCAGCCCAUUUGAUGUUGUGCAUCCCUUUUGUUUUUAACACCCACUAUCAUCUUUAUCCGGAUACAGCGGCGAGUUUGUGUAUGCAUGUGUGUGCGUGUCUAUGGUAGGGAAAGUUUAGGAAACUCAGCUUUUCACUCAUUUCUCACUCUCUUUUUUACAAAAAAUGUCUCCAUCAAGAUUAGCCGGUAAGUUUUAGGCAAUCUCCCUUGAAUCAAGCGUUGCAGAUGUGAUCGUUUUAGCACAGCAGACACCCCUUUGCUAUUGCAUAGAUACCCGUGGCUUCGUAGCGAUAAGUUAGGAAUGCUGUUAGCGUUUUUGAGGGUUGAUUUUAGUUUAUCAAGUAAUCCUUCAAUUUUUAAACACUUCCCCUAACCUAGUUACUGUAAGGCGAUCAAGUAAAGCGGAUCAUUUUAGGAAACCUAAGCGAGAAAGCAAUAUAUUGUUAUUGUAAGCAAGCGUCCGCUGGUGGUGUUUUGGGGGAAACCGCAAUUUCUCAACCACAGCGACGGAUUGUCGGGCGCCGGGAAUCAGUAGCAUGAUUUAGUACGUUCCGAAAAUGAGAAAUAAAAGAAAACAAUCAAACUCAUAACAAAUCGUUCGUCAUU